Molecule: messenger RNA, 2255 nt
Organism: Daldinia loculata
Lineage: Eukaryota; Fungi; Ascomycota; Sordariomycetes; Xylariales; Hypoxylaceae
Product: amino acid transporter
Exons: 4
Coding region: 77-1666 (529 amino acids)
Biological process (GO): amino acid transmembrane transport
Cellular component (GO): membrane
Molecular function (GO): L-amino acid transmembrane transporter activity
Source: RefSeq, a predicted model, not a curated record
GCUUCAACGUUCCCUCAUCAACAAUCAUUCAAGAUUCGCCUGAAUAAUUGAUCUGAGAUCAGUCUGCCUUAACAAAAUGACCUCGUCAUCGGAAACAGAAGACGGGGCCUCCAGGCCUCUCCUUGCCGACCAAAGAGAUGAGCGGGAUGCUAGCUCACCCGAUGGUGAUGCCCCGCCACCAGCUCCAGCUCCAGCUCCAGCUCGGAAUGUAGGCACAUUCACAAAGAACCUCGGCGCUCUCGAGGCUUUCGCCAUCGUUAUCAGUGUUGUUAUCGGGAGUGGCAUAUUUACCUCCCCUGGAUCUAUAGACACCAACGUACCGUCUCCGGGCGCUGCUUUGGUUGUUUGGUUAAUUGGCGGCGUCCUUGCGUGGACCGGCGCCUCGACCAUGGCAGAGCUGGGAACAGCGAUUCCCGGCGAAGGCGGAGUGCAGCCGUACCUUCAAUACAUAUUCGGAGAUGUCUUCGGCUUCCUCGCCGCCUGGACAUGGAUUGUAGCCGUCAUGCCGGCCACCCUCGCCAUUCUCAGUAUCGUGUUCGUCGAGAGCAUUUACUCUGCAAUGGGCGUAACCGAUCAGGCCGGGAAGAUUGAACAUAAGCUAUUUUCUAUUCUCAUUCUGGUCGUCAUCAGUGUCGCCAAUUCUAUCAGUACUAAAGCCAGUACUCGCCUCAAUAACUUCUUUGUGGUCACUAAGUUCAUCAGUAUCGCGGGAAUCGUGAUAGCUGGAAUAGUAGUUGCCAUACUUCAGACCACCGAUCCGGAAAGGGAUAUUGGAGGGCGAGACUGGUUCAAGAAGCCUUGGUUUGGCAAUCGAGAAGUUCUUAACCCCGACGGGAGCAAGACGGAUUGGAAUGAGCUUGGCGAAUGGGAGAUUCUUGGUCAUUAUUCUGCUGCGUUAUAUGGGGCAUUAUGGGCUUACUCUGGAUGGGAUAAGGCAAUUUAUGUCUCGGCCGAACUUCGAUCACCAGCGCGUCAACUUCCACUCGCGAUCAAUAGCGCCAUCCCGACGAUAAUACUCUGUUUUAUCACCGCGAACGCUGCCUACUACAUAUUACUUCCAUGGAACGUGGUUUCGACAACGGAUAGUGUUGCUGUGACCGCUAUAACCCGUAUUCUCGGACAAGGGUUUGGCAUCGCCGCCGCUGCUCUUAUCUGCCUGGUCGUCGCCGGCUCCCUUCUUGGCAAUUCGUUUGUCGCUGGUCGCAUGGCGGUCGCGGCAGCAAACAUGAACUGGUUUCCUCGUAUCUUCGCCUCCGUCGGGUACAUUGGAUUGAAACCUAGGACGGAAGAUGAGCAGAUAUUUCCCAGUACGGCGCGAUCAGAUGCUCCCAUUAACGCGAUCUUACUCUCGACUAUUCUUUCAGCCCUAUACAUCCUUCUUGGGAAUUUCCGUGCUCUCUUGACAUUCAACGGGCUGGGCGAAUAUUCCUUCUUCUUCCUAACUGUUCUAGGCGCUAUUGUUCUUAGAUUCCGCGAACCAAGACUGCGACGACCAUAUAGACCAUAUAUUCUGGUCCCGAUAAUAUUCGCAGUAGUCAGCGGGUUUGUGGUAAUUAGAGGUGCCUUCUUCGCACCUGUGUUAGCACUCGUAGUUAUCAUUGUAUGGAUAAUUGGCCUUGGGUUCUAUUGGGUCAGGAAACGAUUGGCUUUAAGACAAGAAGAAUAAUUGAUGGAUAGUUCUCUGCUUUUGCAAGGGCUCUUAUUCCUCGCUGACAUAUUCGCGAGAGACGGAUAGUUCUUCGCGAUCCUCCACCGCCGGAUUCAGUUGUAUUACAUAUCGUUCACGAUCUCCCUCAUUCACGCUAUCACUUACAAGGCCAUCCAUGUCGACGUACUUCAAGAUGAACUUGCGUCUUAAUGCCCGAACGCCCUUAUAGAUGGAGCGCGCCCCGAGUUCUUCCUUGUACGACUUCCUAGCUAUCUCCUCGCAAACUUUUCCGUCUUCAACUACGCGGAUAUUCGUAUGGCCGACCAAGUGGUUGGUUCCUUCGUCGAUAGGGCGUCGAACUUCAUCUAUAAAUUCAAGAAGGAAUUUGUGAGCGACGACAGCUUGCUCACCCUUGUCGAAGGGAAAGAACGGUGCAAUUUCGUCAAUGCGGCCUGUAACUGCGGGCUAUAAAAUAGUCAAUACGAUAUAAUGCGAGGCAUUUUUCCAGUGUAGAUAAAUGAAAAGCAAACAUAAACUAACCGGAAAACGGCUCAUGUAGAGUUCUUCGAGCUCGCUUUGGAGGGGCUCAAUCGAUACAUUCGCCACA